CCCGAAAACAAUCACACGUCUUUCUUCUAGUUCCCCUCUAAAAUCCCAAUCUCCAGCAAAAUUUCCGAAUUAAUUACUCAUCAUCAUCAUCUCAAAUCGUCAGCAACCAACGUGGAGGGAAGUCUCGAGGUGAUGCAAUUUGCUUGAAUAUAAAAAAUUAUAGCAUUUCUGAAGCAGCAGCGGAGAUCAGAUAAGAUAGGUUUCCCAGUUUGCACGCAUCCCAACUUCUGUCCAUAGCUACCUAUAUUUGCCUUCGCUAAUUCACAAGGAUCGCUACCUCGUUCAUCAUCUUCAUCAGAGCUCUUAAUUUUUUUAAAUCUCCGUCGGUGAAAGAUGCAGCCGGCUUCGUGUUCUUCAGAGCCUAAUCAGCGCAUUGCGAGGAUCGCUGCCCACCUUGCCCCUCCCAAUACCAAGAUGGAGGAGAGUUCGGGCCCUGCCCGGUGGAAUUGCAGGGCGAAAGGCGGGUCUUCCGGGUUUAAGGUGGCGAUACUGGGAGCCGCAGGUGGGAUUGGGCAGCCGCUGGCGAUGUUGAUGAAGAUGAACCCACUGGUCUCUGUUCUUCAUUUGUAUGAUGUAGUCAAUACUCCUGGCGUCACUGCUGAUAUUAGUCACAUGGAUACUGGUGCUGUGGUACGCGGGUUCUUAGGGCAGCAGCAAUUGGAAGAUGCUGUUACGGGAGUUGAUGUUGUGAUCAUACCUGCUGGUGUCCCUAGAAAACCAGGAAUGACGAGGGAUGAUCUGUUCAACAUCAAUGCUGGAAUUGUUGAAGUUUUCAAGAAAGCUGGAACUUAUGAUCCAAGGCGGGUUUUGGGAGUCACAAUGCUUGACGUUGUCAGAGCUAAUACCUUUGUGGCAGAGGUUUUGGGUCUUGAUCCAAGGGAAGUCGAUUGUCCAGUUGUUGGGGGUCAUGCAGGAGUUACCAUUUUACCUCUUCUGUCUCAGGUUAAACCUCCAUGCUCUUUCACCCAGAAAGAAAUCGAUUACUUGACUGAUCGCAUUCAGAAUGGUGGUACUGAAGUUGUUGAGGCAAAAGCGGGCACUGGUUCUGCAACUCUAUCCAUGGCCUAUGCUGCUGUUAAAUUUGCAGAUGCUUGUCUUAGGGGCUUAAGAGGAGAUGCUGGUGUCGUUGAGUGCGCCUAUGUAUCCUCUCAAGUGACAGAGCUUCCUUUCUUUGCAUCAAAAGUACGGCUUGGUCGUGCUGGAGUAGAAGAAAUUUACCCACUUGGCCCCCUUAACGAGUACGAAAGGUCUGGGUUGGAGAAGGCAAAGAAAGAAUUAGCAGAAAGCAUUCAAAAGGGGGUUUCCUUUGUCAGGAAAUGAAGGGGGCAUUCUUCCUUGCGAAGCGUAAAGGAGAGCUUCCAGUAGUUUGUUGUUACACAGUCUUGCAUAAUAUGCCGCGAUUACUUGAAAUCAGUAGUUAGGAGACGGUUAUUAAGUCGUAACAAAUAAGGACUUCUUGAAGAUGGGUUCUUCUGAUGGCGAUGAUAGUGUUUUACACAAUAAGGUGAGAAAUUCUGUGUUGGUGGUGAUAUAUAGGCACAUGCAGAUUCAAGCUAUCUAUGUAAAAUAAGCCCUGUAAGUUUCCCCGGAGUUGGUGUAUUUUACAGUUUUUAACUUCACGCCCAAGUGGAAAGACAAUUGGAACUUGGAAGGGACAAUUCUGGAUCCAACAGUUAACUGUGAUUUUGUACCUGCAAUAAAAGAAGAAAAUAAAAACAAAGAUAUUCUCUUGACCAUAAAAGAAGAGGAAACAAGCGAUCAUAUUUGUGGAGCUGUCAGGUCUCUCAGAUGUGGUAUUGUGCACAUUAAGUCUGUUUGGGUUUUCACUUGGAUCAUCAAUUUUUGACUCCUGCACAGUUAUUUAC
This is a messenger RNA of Linum tenue, 1865 nucleotides long. The record is from the annotation of a GenBank genome assembly. Lineage: Eukaryota; Viridiplantae; Streptophyta; Magnoliopsida; Malpighiales; Linaceae.